AUGGAUGAACUUGAGAAACUGCGCCAUUUAUCACUCGUAUCUAAGGUCUGUGUUGAAAUGCAGAAUCAUCUGGGCACCGAGGACAGAGGUUCGGCAGAGUUUCUAAUCUCUCUAGUUCACGAGAGCCAUGACUUGAUGUCGUUCCGUACAUUGGUAGCGUCUGCUUGUGGAAAGCCACUUCCCGACGCCCUUACUGCUUCCAUUUACCGCUCAGUGCCGCGGACAUUUACACGGCUUCCAGAGGACGCGGCAGCACACAAUCUCGCAGCGAAGCAGACAGGUUUCACUACACAGGCGACUGAUUCAAGAGGUUUUCUCGGAUCUGGAAUUGACAGAGAGCGGGUACUCAAAGCAUCAGAGAACGAGAACGAUACGAUAAGUUCUAGGACUCAUCCUUCCAACCCAACUGGGGCGAGUUCCCGAGAAUCCGUAUUGUUUCCGCCUUCGAACUUAACUACCACAGGAUGGACAAAAAUGGUUGACAUAAAGCGGGAAGAAAUCACUGCCGGUUUACUGUUGCGUGGUAAAGUCGUGAAUCUGCGCGAGUAUGGAGCAUUCAUUAGCCUAGGUAGGAACGGUAGCGCUGGAGAAGGCCUUGCCCACAUUGCAGAUAUUCACCCACAUGGCCAUCGAAUACGCCAUCCUUCGGAGCUCUUAUCCAGGGGACAGUCUGUAUGGGUGAAAGUCAUUCUAGUGGAAGAGCAACGAGUAUCGCUGUCUAUGGAAGGCAUCGAUCAAAUGACUGGAGACCCCUUGGAACCCAGGCAGACUAAUGCCGCAAACCGAACACCGCUGCGAACAGACGUAAUUACACAGAACACAGCAAGGGGAAGGGCAAGGGGUCCCCAUAGAGGACAAGAAUCUGUGAGUGGAAUACCGAGAUCCUUUAUGCAAGAUAGACAGGGUGAGCUACGACAAAACAGCGGAAGAAUGAGGCGUCGCUUACCUGAAACUGAGCAAUGGGAGCUCACACAACUCGCUAAAAUUUUACCACAAAGAGAACUCCAACAGCAUAUGGGGGGACUUCCAUCAUCUCCAGGGAAUGUGGAAGUACCUACCAACGAGAUGGCUAUCUUGUUGGGAGAUGAGGAAGAACAAGAGAACGAAGUGGAGAUUGAGCUGAAUGAAGAUGAACCCGCUUUCCUUCGAAGUUCCGCGGCGGGUCAUGGUGUUUCCCGUGCCCAACCAUUAUCUCCGGUACGCAUUGUGAAAAACCCUGACGGAUCCAUGCAAAGAGCAGCCAUGACUCAAUCUGCCCUGGCAAAGAACAGAAGAGAGGAGCGUGACCAGAAGCGCGCUGCACUAGAAAACGAGAUGCCUUCUGAUCUCAACCUCGCGUGGCAAGAUCCUGUUUCAGGAGAGCGACACGUUGCUGCUGAACUGCGUGGGAGUGCUGCAGGCCCCUCCGAAGUGCCUGAAUGGAAGCGCAAGGCUAUGGGAGUGGCACCCAGUUUUGGAUAUGCCAAGCAAAUUGACAAGUCAAUUGCAGAACAGAGGGAGUCGCUGCCAAUAGCCAGAUUGAAAACGCAAUUGCUGCUUGCCAUCCGAGACAACCAAAUAUUGGUUGUAGUUGGAGAGACAGGCUCGGGCAAGUCUACACAAAUGACUCAGUAUCUGGUUGAGGCUGGCUACACCAAAAACGGCAAGAAAAUUGCAUGUACACAGCCGCGAAGGGUGGCAGCUAUGUCUGUAGCAAAGCGAGUAGCAGAGGAACGAGGAUGUCGUCUGGGUGAGGAGGUCGGGUACUCUAUCCGCUUUGAGGAUAUGACGUCCGCCGAAACUGAGAUUAAGUACAUGACGGAUGGCAUGCUACUGAGAGAAGUCUUAACUGAUCCAGACCUCGCUCAGUAUUCUGUUAUAAUGUUGGAUGAAGCGCAUGAGCGCACGAUUGCCACCGAUGUGCUCUUUGGUUUGCUAAAGGACUGUAUUAGCAAAGGCCGAAAGGAUUUGAAGAUAAUAGUGACAUCGGCCACUCUCGAUGCAGAAAAAUUUUCUACCUACUUUCUUCACUGCCCGAUUUUCACAAUUCCUGGCCGCUUGUUUCCCGUUGAAGUGCUGUUUGCGAAGGAACCGAUCAGUGACUAUAUCGAAGAAGCUCUGAUGACUGUGAUAAGAAUUCAUAUGACAGAACCUGCUGGUGACAUCUUGCUGUUUCUCACAGGACAAGAGGAAAUUGAUACCGCUGCCGAGAUGUUGUAUGGGCGCAUGAAAAAGAUAGGAAAGAAUGUUCCCGAAUUGAUCAUACUCCCUGUUUACUCCGCGUUACCGUCUGAAAUGCAGACACGCAUCUUUGAUCCCCCUCCUCCGGGUAGUCGAAAAGUGGUGAUUGCCACGAACAUCGCAGAAGCCAGUCUAACCAUUGAUGGUAUACUUUACGUGGUGGACCCCGGUUUUGCGAAGCAGAAAGUGUAUAAUCCUAAAUUGGGGAUGGACUCCUUGGUCGUCGCACCCAUUUCUCAGGCGUCAGCACGCCAGAGAAAAGGCAGAGCAGGUCGUACGGGACCAGGAAAAUGCAUAUGCUUGUAUACUGAAAGCGCUUACAUGAACGAAAUGCUUCCCACAAGUGUUCCAGAGCUGCAACGAAGCAACCUUGCUCACACUGUACUCACCCUCAAAGCAAUGGGGAUCAACGAUUUGUUGGGCUUUGAUUUCAUGGACCCUCCUCCGGCGCCCUAUCUCAUCUCGGCGAUGGAACGACUUUAUUCCUUGGGGGCCCUCGACGAAGAGGGCCUACUGACCAGGCUGGGUAGGACAAUGUCACAGUUUCCGCUGGAUCCCAUGCUCAGCAAAAUGCUACUGGCAUCUGUAGAUCUGGGUUGCAGUGAAGAAAUCCUCACAGUUGUUGCAAUGCUUGGCGUGCAAAGUGUAUUCUAUCGACCGAAGGAAAAGCAAGGUCACGCAGAUCAGAAAAAAUCAAAAUUCCAUCAACCGGAAGGAGAUCAUCUUACGUUGCUCACCGUGUAUAAUCAGUGGAAAAACAACCGGUUCUCAAGCCCAUGGUGCUAUGAAAAUUUCAUUCAAGCUCGGUCUUUGAAGAGAGCCCUGGAUGUAAGAAAGCAGCUGGUAACAAUCAUGGACCGAUUCAAAUUGGAUAUUGUUAGUGCAGGAAGAAACUAUGUGAAGAUACGAAAGGCCAUUGUCUCUGGCUUCUUUGCACAUGCAGCUAAGAAAGACCCGCAAGAAGGUUACCGCACGCUUGUCGAUGGGCAGCAGGUCUUCAUACACCCAUCCUCGUCUCUAUUCCAUGCCCAACCAGAAUGGGUAAUAUAUCAUGAAGUUGUUUUGACAACGAAGGAGUACAUGAGAGAAGUCAUGGCUAUCGAAUCGAAAUGGCUCGUUGAGCUUGCCCCAAGAUUUUUCCGGAGGGGCGAUCCGAGCAAAAUUUCACGGAGGAAACGUCGCGAAAAGAUAGAACCGCUCUUCGAUAAGUACGCCCAAAAUCCAAAUGACUGGAGGCUCAGCAAGAGACGAAGAAUAUAA
Messenger RNA from Chondrus crispus (carragheen), 3480 nucleotides. RefSeq names its product Putative ATP-dependent RNA helicase DHX8. The coding region runs from base 1 to 3480 and encodes 1159 amino acids. The record is from RefSeq and is a predicted model, not a curated record. Gene Ontology annotation, cellular component: intracellular anatomical structure; catalytic step 2 spliceosome. The transcript is spliced from 2 exons. NCBI's taxonomy places the organism in Eukaryota, Rhodophyta, Florideophyceae, Gigartinales, Gigartinaceae. Gene Ontology annotation, molecular function: RNA binding; ATP binding. Gene Ontology annotation, biological process: spliceosomal complex disassembly.